AUUGUCUUUGCUGGACUUCUUGGAGUCUUCCUAGCUCCUGCUAUUGCUGACUAUAAUAUCAAUGUCAGCGAUGAUGACAACAGUGCUGGAAGUGGGCAGCAGACAGUGAGUGUCAACAAUGAACACAACGUGGCCAAUAUUGACAACAACAAUGGAGACAACCCCUGGAAUUCCAUCUGGGAUUAUGGAAGUGUACGGGCAAGCCUGUUUUAUUACUCAGAAAAGUGCUUCAAUACUAACAUACUCUGGAUUCUGAACAUUUCCUUCUGUGGAGAAACAGUGGAAAACUAA
Messenger RNA from Galeopterus variegatus (Sunda flying lemur), 291 nucleotides. RefSeq names its product gastrokine-1-like. The record is from RefSeq and is a predicted model, not a curated record. NCBI's taxonomy places the organism in Eukaryota, Metazoa, Chordata, Mammalia, Dermoptera, Cynocephalidae. The transcript is spliced from 3 exons. The annotation marks the transcript as partial. Gene Ontology annotation, biological process: regulation of cell population proliferation.